Messenger RNA from Punica granatum (pomegranate), 2747 nucleotides. Lineage: Eukaryota; Viridiplantae; Streptophyta; Magnoliopsida; Myrtales; Lythraceae. The record is from RefSeq and is a predicted model, not a curated record.
UUUCGUUUCAAAGCUCUAUGGAAUGAGCUUUAAUGGAGAAUUUUUGUUAGUGCAUAAGGAAAAAGAGCGAGCGAGAGAGAGAGAGAGAGUGAGAAUGUCUGUGAGUGCUGCUGCUCUUAUUCCCUGAACCUACUUCCUUCACGUUGCAGCUCUUACCAUUCUCUGUGCGAGUCUCUCUCUCUCUCUCUCUCUCUCUCUCUCUCUUCUUCCCCCUUCCCACUUCUCUCUCCAUGCUCUGUCUCUUCCCUGCUUGAAUCUGCUUCACAGGUCUCGAAUGCUUGCUCCUGAGCUGGGUUUGGCAUCCUCACCCAUGUAGUGCUUCACCUCAAGGUUGCUGCUUUCGUGGUCCCCUCCUCUCUACGCUUCUCUCUCUGUGUAAAGCUCGUACUUUUGCUAAUGGAGGACAAAUGGGUCUCUGAUUCUGACCCCUUUAGACAUCCGGAGCCACUUAUGCUGUUAUUGUUGUUUAUGUUGCUGCUGAGCUUAAACCCUUGUGGGUCGGUGGUUCUUGACCCCGUUGAUAAGGCCUCGCUCUUGGCGUUCAGGUCGUCGGUGCAAGACCCGAGCCAGAGUCUGCUGACCUGGUCAGGGUCUGAUUGCACCAACUGGACUGGAGUUGCCUGUUCGAGUCCCGGUGGAAGGGUACUCUCCCUUAACCUCACUGGGAUGAACCUGUCUGGGAAAAUCCACCCCACCCUGUGCACUGUCUCCCUUGUGAAGUCCCUGGAUUUGUCUUUCAACAACCUUGCUGGUCCAAUCCCUCCAUGUUUUGGCUCACUCCGUAGUCUGGAGGUCCUUGAUCUUAGUCGUAACCAGUUAUCCGGUGCUUUGCCCGACACAAUUAGCAGCCUAGGAAACCUGAAGCAGCUUAGUUUGAAUGGGAAUGGAGAUUUGGGCGGUCUCUUGCCGCCAUGGAUUGGUAAUUUUUCGGCCCAGUUGGAGAGGCUCGACCUCAGCUUCAAUUCUUUCCAGGGCGAGAUUCCUGACAGCUUACUGUACUCGAAAUCUCUGAGGUACUUAAACGUGGAGAAGAACAAUUUAGGGGGUGACCUGCGUGAUUUUCAGCAGCAGUUGGAGAUCCUCAAUCUCGGGUCUAACUUGUUUUCUGGCACUUUGCCAUGUUUCUCGGCAGCCUCGAAAUCGCUGAAGGUUCUGAAUUUAGGAGAUAAUUCUAUUGUUGGAGGAAUUCCUACAUGUAUUGCUUCACUCGAAGUCUUGACACAUCUGAACCUGUCCUUCAAUCACCUGAGCUAUAAGGUUUCUCCCGGGCUUGUGUUUUCGGAGAAGCUUCUUGUGUUGGACUUGAGUAAUAAUGAUUUGGUGGGAAGUCUCCCAAGUAAAAUCGCCAAGGCUACUGAGAAAGGCUUGAUUCUUCUCGACUUAUCUCACAACCAGUUCUCUGGUGAAAUAUCUUCGAAGAUUACGGAGCUGAAAAGCUUGCAGGCUUUGUUUCUUUCACACAAUCUUCUUACCGGGGAGAUACCAUCAAGGAUUGGAAACCUGACCUACCUUCAAGUCAUCGAUCUCUCUCACAAUGCAUUGUCUGGUUCAGUUCCUCUGAAUAUUGUUGGCUGUUUCCAGUUGCUUGCAUUGGUCCUGAAUAACAACAAUCUUUCAGGUGAAAUCCAACCCGAGCUUGAUGCUCUCAAUAGUCUGAAGAUCCUGGAUCUUAGCAACAACAGGAUCGCUGGUGAAAUACCGCAGACUUUGGCAGGGUGGAAAUCACUUGAAGUUGUGGAUUUGAGCUCUAACAAUCUCUCUGGAACUUUGAAUGAUGCAAUAACAAAAUGGUCGAACCUGAGGUAUCUCUCCUUGGCUCGGAAUAAGUUCAGUGGGAAUCUCCCAAGUUGGCUGUUCACGUUUCAAGCAAUUGAGAUGAUGGAUUUCUCAGGAAAUAAUUUCUCCGGCUUCAUACCGGAGGGGAACUUCAAUAUUAGCGUAUAUUUCAACUUCAGAGAUAUCAUUAGACGACAAGCUAAUGGCCCCCCUGCUGAUGCUAGAAAUGCUGGAAUCAAAGUUCACAUGCUUGUUGCUGAUAUAAAUGAAGUAAAUCUCAGUUACGAUCUAUAUUCAGCAGUCGGGAUCGAUUUGUCUAAUAAUAUGCUCCAUGGAGCAAUCCCAGCUGGUUUGUUUGGACUACAAGGCCUGGAAUACUUGAAUUUGUCAUACAAUUUCUUGAAUGGCAAUGUUCCCGGUUUAGAGAAGCUGAGCAGUUUGAGGGCAUUGGAUUUGUCGCAUAAUUCCUUGUCAGGUCCAAUUCCAGGAAAUCUUUCCAGCCUCCGGAAUCUGACGCUAUUGAACUUGUCAUACAACUGUUUCUCUGGGUUCGUUUCGAAGAAGCAGGGGUAUUGGAGGUUCCCGGGGGCAUUUGCUGGAAACCCGAAUCUGUGCGUGGAGUCUUCAAGUGGUGGGUGCAGCAAGGAAGACCGUCCGGCAGAGCCCGACAAGAAUCUCCGGGAAGAAAUGGUUGAAGGUCCAAUCUCACUUUGGGUGUUUUGUUUAAGUGCUUUUGUAAGUUUUUACUUCGGCAGUCUUUCCCUUUUCUGCUCAGCUCGAGCAAGAAGAUACAUACUCGAGACCAAAUUCUGAUUCCGUGCUCAAUAGCACAAAACCAUGUAAUGUAUAUUCCCCUUCCUUUAAGUUAGCAGUUGAGGUUUCUUGCCGUAAUUUUCGAUCCUUUUGCUUUCAGUUCAUUCUUGGUUCCUCGCAUGGCAGCAUUGAAUGCAAGCGUUCUUAAUUUAUUCUCA